Messenger RNA from Pristis pectinata (smalltooth sawfish), 1244 nucleotides. RefSeq names its product chromatin target of PRMT1a (gene chtopa). The transcript has 6 exons. NCBI's taxonomy places the organism in Eukaryota, Metazoa, Chordata, Chondrichthyes, Rhinopristiformes, Pristidae. The record is from RefSeq and is a predicted model, not a curated record. The coding region runs from base 89 to 874 and encodes 261 amino acids.
GAGGCCACGUGAUCCGCAGGGCCCCCGUCCCCCCCGCUGCUGUGGUGUUGACGCCGCGGUCUCGGCUCGCCUUUUCCUCCCGGCCCCAAUGGACUCUGCUGUGCAGCUCCGGCAGAGGCAGUAUGGUGCCGCUCUGCCCAUGGCAGACCAUCAAAGUCUCAUAAUGUCUGCCCCAUCAACACCAAAGAUUGUGCUGAAAAGCACAACCAAGAUGUCACUGAACGAGCGCUUUACCAACAUGCUGAAGAACAAACAGCCUCCAACGGUGAGCAUCCGAGCAACGAUGCAGCAACAGCAGCUGGCGAGUGCCAGAAACCGCCGGUUAGCGCAGCAAAUGGAGAACAGACCCUCUGUCCAGGCUGCUCUGAAGCUGAAGCAGAAGAGUCUGAAACAGCGACUAGGUAAGAGCAACAUUCAAGCAAGACUGGGACGUCCAGUGGGGGCUCUGGCUCGCGGACCUAUUGUUGGUCGGGGAUCACCAAGAGGAGGUGUGCGCCUGGGUCGUGGUGGAAGAGGAGGUGUGAGAGGAGGCCUUCCUCUCCGAGGUCAGGGUCCAAACCGAGGGCGUGGUGGAGUCCCGCGAUUAGGGCUCAAGCGGGGUGGAAUGAGAGGCCGAGGCGGCCUGGGGCGAGGUGGGCCACCUGGGCGAGGAGGAAUCGGUGGCAGAGGUCGUGGUGGAAUAGUGGGCCGCGGUAGAGGAGGAUUCCCAGGCCGGGGCAGAGGCCGGGGGCGAGGCAGAGGAGCAACCCGUCCCCCACUCACCAGAGAGCAGCUGGACAAUCAACUGGAUGCGUACAUGUCGAAGACUAAGGGCCACCUUGACGCCGAGCUCGAUGCCUACAUGGCACAAGCCGACGGUGAAGCCAAUGAUUAGUGGUGCUGACUUGGGAGAUGCUGGUUUUAUGAAUAGUAUUUGAACUUGAAUUUGAAGACCUAGAGAAAACUACGCAAGAAACGAAAUGGAGACUUUUCACUUCAGGAGAGAAAUAAGCUGUAUUUGAACUGCUGACAAAUGGGCGGACUUCAAGGGUUUCGCUUUUUAAUUACUUUUCUUUAACCUUUUUACAUUUUGUGAAGUUCACGGUUCUGUUUCAUACUCCUCUUCCUUUCCAAUUGUGUAAUGAUCAUGACACUGUAUAAAGUUUACUCUUUCCUUGGAAGCCCUUUGUUUUUAGAUUAGAUUCCAUUAACAGACUGCCACUUUGUGGUGAAAGCUGUUUAUCAUAAAUCCUUAGAAUUCUAAA